Papilio xuthus (Asian swallowtail) is the source of this 713-nucleotide messenger RNA. Its product is annotated as dynein light chain roadblock-type 2. The record is from RefSeq and is a predicted model, not a curated record. Gene Ontology annotation, cellular component: cytoplasmic dynein complex. Gene Ontology annotation, biological process: microtubule-based movement. Bases 69 to 362 code for a protein of 97 amino acids. The transcript has a single exon. NCBI's taxonomy places the organism in Eukaryota, Metazoa, Arthropoda, Insecta, Lepidoptera, Papilionidae.
UUGAAUUGACGUUUAACUGUCAUAUAAAAUCAAAUCAAAUCAAUUUUAUAUAUUUUUGUAAUAUCAAAAUGGCAAACGAAGCUGAGGAAACCGUACGUAAAUUAGCAACGCACAAGGGUGUUGCCGGGGUGAUAGUGGUUAAUGGGGAAGGGAUACCAAUCAAAACAACUUUGGAUAAUCACGUCUCCGUGCAGUACGCGGGCCUCUUGUCCGCACUAGUGGAUAAAGCGAAAGCUGUUGUCAGAGAUCUUGAUCCAACAAACGAUCUAACAUUUCUUCGUAUAAGAAGUAAAAAAAGCGAAGUCUUGGUGGCGCCUGAUAAAGAAUUUAUAUUAAUAGUUGUUCAGAAUCCUGUUGAUUGAUAUAACAUUCAAACUUUAUGGUCGCUCGUGAUGAGUUGCGAGCAUGUCUUCAUGUCUGUUCACUUCGAACGAAAGCGUGCGCAAUUUCCCGCUCCUGCGAUGCGUCAAACGGAUGCGCCUUUACAAUGUGUAAAAUUGUGUUCUUCUGAGCCUCCAUAAAGUUUGAAUAAAACUGUAUUUUUAUGAAUGUAUUUAUUAUGGAUAGAUUUUAUCAUGUGAAUUAUUAGUAUAUUAAAAUUGUUUAUGAUGUUGGGUGUUUCCCUUUGGGUCGAUUGAUCUGUAGGUCGAUCGGUUCAAAAGGAAAGAAUCAUUAUAUUAGUAUUUAUUAUGACCAGAAAUGUUUUUGGUAAA